Aspergillus fumigatus Af293 is the source of this 1125-nucleotide messenger RNA. RefSeq names its product protein-lysine N-methyltransferase. The record is from RefSeq and is a predicted model, not a curated record. Lineage: Eukaryota; Fungi; Ascomycota; Eurotiomycetes; Eurotiales; Aspergillaceae.
AUGUCCCUUGGAUUGUCUUCUGUUGAGGAUGACAGUGACGGUCAGAAUGAUAAUUACGUCUCCUUCGACAAACUGGUCGCGCAAUACUUCCAGCAGGUUGAACCCCACCUGCUAGAAUUCCCCGAUGGCAGGACCAUGAUCAAAUCUGCCGCUCAAUCAGCCCUCUACCAACGCAUGUUCAACGAGGCGGCCCUGUGGCCGAUUCCUCCCCUGAACUACCGGGCUCGUGUUCUAAAGAAUAUCUUGUCUAUACUGGAAGAGUCAAUUUCGGACCCUGAAGAGGAUGAGAUCUCAGAUGAUCUCAUGGAAUGCUGGAGCACACUCGUGACGCAACCAAAGCCAUCAGCUCUCCAACAAGCCCAGCAACUGGCCUAUGUCAAAUACACAGCCCCAGUCCCAGAUGCAGAUGCAGAUGCAGAUGGGACUCCUUCAGGAGAACACAGGGCCAACCGCACGAUCAUCACCUGCGAGUCACGCGGUCUGAUCCUCUCCGCAGGAACUACAGGCUUCCGCACCUGGGAAGCGGCCCUGCAUCUGGGUUCAUUCCUCUCCACGCCCGCCGGGCAGGCUCUCGUGCGCGGGAAGCGGGUCAUCGAGCUCGGCGCCGGCACGGGCUUCUUAUCCAUGUUCUGCGCGAAAUAUCUCGGCGUGCAGAGCAUGGUCGCGACGGACCGCGAGCUGGGCCUCAUCCAGAAUAUCCGCGACUGCAUGCGGCGGAAUGAGCUUGACCCUGCUAUCUUCCAUCCUUCGAUUUGGGAGUGGGGGACACGCUUAUCUUUGACGCAGUGUGAGCCGGAGGACGAAGGCGACGCCGCGGUGUCAGGCAGCGGUGAUCUGGCCUUUGAUGUUGCACUCGGUGCUGACCUGAUCUACGACGUCGACCUUGUCCCCCUCCUGCUGUCCACCUUCCGCGACCUCUUCGAAAACUAUCACCUCCGAGAAUUCAUUAUCGCCGCGACGCUCCGGAACCAGGAUACCUUCCAGACGUUCCUAAAGGCCUGUCAAAUGAACGAUUUCCAGGUGGAAUGCAUGCCGUAUCAGUCUCCCGCUGCGGAGAUGCAAACGGGUUUCUUCCAUUCGACCAGUAUUCCCAUUCGUACGUAUCGGAUAACCAGGCGUGGGUAA